AUGGAGCUGAGCCACAGAGCAGGUACGACCACUUUGACCAGGGCCCACCGGAACAGCAAGGAGGCCCAGCAAGAUACGGACUCCUGGAAAACAGCCCAUAGCCCCUUGGACACCUCGCAGUUCAAGUACCAGGCCCCACUCUCCCCGCAUUCACCCCUAAACCGGGGAGGCAGCACUGGAAGCAGCAAGCUAAGGCUGGCCCACCUGGAGAAGGUGCAGCCUCCACCCCCAACAGCCGUUCACAAGGACUCUCCGGGGAUGGACCCACAGCCCCAGCCCCUGUGGAAGGGGAGCUCCAGAUCCUCUUUGAGGGAGAACAGGGGCACCUUCCGAGAGGGGGCCCUGCCAGGCCAGGGUCCUGAAGGAGGUGCAGGCUUGGAAGCCCAGGACGGGAGGGGCCCACCCCCAUGCCAGGAGAGGAGCGUCAUUCCUGACAACAUUCGCCACAAGUUUGGGAGCAACAUGGUGGACCAGCUGGUCACUGAGGAGCAGGCUCAAAGGGCCAUUAGUGAAGCCGUGGAGUGCCAGAAGAAGUCAAGCUCAUGGCCCAGGAGGAUCCAGAGUCCCGUGGAAAUCUCCUCCAUCUUCUCAGACUACUAUGAUCUGGGCUACAACAUGCGGUCAAACUUGUUUCAAGGGGCCCCUGAGGAGACGAAGAGCCUCAUGAAGGCCUCCUACACCCCAGAGGUGAUUGAGAAAUCAGUGCGGGACACAGAACACUGGCAUGGCAGGAAGACGGAUGAUCUGGGACGGUGGCACCAGAAAAAUGCUAUGAACAUGAACUUGCAGAAAGCACUGGAUGAGAAAUUUGGAGAAAAGAGCAAAGCCAGGGGCUCAAAGUACUAA
Messenger RNA from Trichechus manatus latirostris (Florida manatee), 846 nucleotides. RefSeq names its product ciliary microtubule inner protein 4 (gene CIMIP4). The record is from RefSeq and is a predicted model, not a curated record. The transcript has 5 exons. Bases 1 to 846 code for a protein of 281 amino acids. Lineage: Eukaryota; Metazoa; Chordata; Mammalia; Sirenia; Trichechidae.